CCCUCACGUUCCUGAACUGGAGGCUCAGGCAGCAAAUAAUAUAUUAAACUCAAUGAAGGAAAGAGAGCAUCCUGUAGCAAAUGGUUCAAUGCAAAGAGUGGCAGAGCUGGGGCUGUGGCGGUGCUAUAACGAGAGCACGUGAGGGGUGAAGAAGAUGCCUUUUGAGUUUCAAUGAUUCACCCCUCACGAAUUUUGCAGCGGCUUGAAAGCCCGCCUCUCACCAGCUGACCGCUAGCAGCACCCGCCUCAUAUUGCAUUCUGCUCAUUGUGGUGAUGGCAAUACUCUCGGCUUCCGCUCUGCGAUACUUGCAGGAAUUGGAAUCUUGCAGGAGAGCACAGGACGGAGUGCUCAGGAAGAUCAACAAAAUCCAUCUGAGGCUGGGCGAAACAGAUGUGAUAAAAGCAGAGAAGUUCAAAGAGGAGCUGUGGAGCAGGCUGCGGGGCUUUUACGUGGAGGCCAGAGAGCUCGCUGAGAGGGAAGAGAAGUUGGCUGGCCAUUGCAUGCAGGAGAUUCAAACUCAGCUGCUACCAGGACAACUCCCUCCGCUCAAGCAAAAACAUGAGCCUUCAGAGAAGAAGCGCAAGGUAAAGACAGAGGGGUCCAAUCGGAUGAUAAACAUAAAUGGAGACUGGAACUCGCCAUCCCCAUCUCCAAGGAGCAGAGACUCCCCUAACGUUGUCAUUGGGGAACAGGUGUCUGCUCGUGUUAGUCCUGAUGAUGCGCCUGCUGACGAGUGGAUCCUGGUGAAAGUGACAAAGUACGACGCUGAGGGCAGGAGGUACUGGGUGGUCGAUGAAGAAGUCGGGGAGAACGCAGAGCCAAGGCGGUACGUCCUUCCGGCGGCUUGCAUCAUUGCGCUUCCGAAGCCCACCCAGUCGGAAGCUAACCGGGCGCCCGAGUAUCCCCCUGGGAGCAUGGUGCUGGCGGUGUAUCCGGGCACGACGGCUCUCUACCGAGCCAGAGUCGCCGGGUCACCUCGCAAGAAGAAGACCGACGAUUACCUCCUCGAGUUCGACGACGACGAAGAGCCCGGCGUCGAGGGUCUGCCCAAGCGCCCGGUCCCUUUCCACCACGUGGUUCCCUUGCCCCCGACCCACCGCAAAUAGACGCAACCGGCCUGAGUCACAGCCCGACUCUCUACCGGUGCACAGCCCCCGGCCUAAGCGCCUUAAGUCGAGCGCUCGCAAGAGGCCCACCGCCGGAGAGCAGAAUGUGCGUUAGCAUCUCGCUGCCUCCGACCGCUUGGGCUUCUGCAUCGGAGCAAAGCCGUCCGAUCUGGUUUGUGCUGCCGUAUGGCUUCUUUAGCACAAACGAUUGGCGUCGACAAACAAUCACGAGAAACAAGGUCCGGCGUUUUCGAUGCGCAAAAGGCGUGCAAGCAUUUCUGAGCAGUUGGAGGCGCGGUCACGUGCAGCGCCUGCCAGUGAAACGCUCACGGGCUGGCUCAGCUGACGUAAUCGCCUUCGAGAACCACACGGUGUCCGGCUGCAAUGACACUCCAACUUCAGUCUUCAACCUGCAAGGCUUGAGGAUCUUCAAUCAGAUCCCUAACUUGUAAGCUUGACUUGUUACUUACGAUGCAGUUUAACGAGCAAUUUCCAGGUGGCGCCUUUUGGAGGUAGCUUCCAGAAAUCGAGUUGCUCUUGUUGGACUCUCUGUCGUGCUGCUCCUUGAUAUUUCAUACAGCUUUGUUAUAC
This is a messenger RNA of Klebsormidium nitens, 1698 nucleotides long. Lineage: Eukaryota; Viridiplantae; Streptophyta; Klebsormidiophyceae; Klebsormidiales; Klebsormidiaceae. The record is from the annotation of a GenBank genome assembly.